CACCGCCGGAAGUGGUGGAGUGCGGCGGCCGGAGGACGUGGGUGAGGAAGCUCGAAGUUCCUUUCUGGUGGUACUAGGGCUUUCGCCGGAGUAGUGUAUCGUGACGGUGAGGCCUUUGCGGACUUCGGCGCGGUCUGCACCGGCGACUCUCAGCACCUGGCGGGAAAAAGCCGACCUCCGGUAUGCGCUCCAGUGCCAGAGAAUAACAGAGGAUCAACAUGUUGUCCAACUUGAGGAAAUUUGUAGUCAGUCAUAAGAAAAUACCCAUCCUGCACGUUAAUAAUAUGUGUUGCUCUAAAAUGAGAUCAAGUUUACAAAGACUAAAGCCACAUGUGCCUCUUGGAAGAAACUACAGUUCUCUACCAGGUUUGAUAGGAAAUGAUAUCAAAUCCCUUCAUUCUGUCAUCAAUCCUCCCAUAGCUAAAAUCCGAAAUAUUGGAAUUAUGGCUCAUAUUGAUGCAGGCAAAACUACCACCACAGAAAGAAUAUUGUACUAUUCUGGAUACACAAGAUCGCUGGGAGAUGUUGAUGAUGGAGAUACAGUGACAGAUUUCAUGGCUCAAGAGCGAGAAAGGGGCAUUACUAUUCAGUCUGCUGCUGUUACGUUUGAUUGGAAGGGAUAUAGAGUCAAUUUAAUUGAUACACCAGGUCAUGUAGACUUUACCUUGGAGGUUGAGCGCUGCCUUAGAGUGUUGGAUGGUGCAGUAGCUGUGUUUGAUGCCUCUGCUGGUGUAGAGGCCCAGACUCUCACAGUAUGGAGGCAAGCUGAUAAACACAAGAUACCUCGAAUCUGUUUUUUAAACAAAAUGGACAAAACUGGAGCAAGUUUUAAAUAUGCGGUUGAAAGCAUCAGAGAGAAGUUGAAGGCAAAGCCAUUACUUUUACAGUUACCACUUGGUGAAGGCAAAGCUUUCAAAGGAGUUGUGGAUGUAGUAAAUAAAGAAAAACUUCUUUGGAAUCCUAAUUCAGAUGAUGGAAAAGACUUCGUGAGGAAUCCCCUUUUGGAAAUGAGUGAUCCUGAGUUGCUUAAGGAGACAACUGAAGCAAGGAAUGCCUUAAUUGAACAGGUUGCAGAUUUAGAUGAUGAAUUUGCUGACUUGGUUUUAGGAGAAUUUAGUGAAAAUUUUGAUUUGCUACCAGCUGAAAAGCUCCAGACUGCAAUUCGCAGAGUAACACUGGCUCAGACAGCAGUGCCUGUGCUUUGUGGAAGUGCCCUGAAAAACAAAGGUGUCCAGCCCUUGUUGGAUGCUGUUACUGUGUACUUGCCUUCACCUGAAGAGCGCAACUAUGAAUUUCUGCCGUGGUAUAAGGGUGACUUAUGUGCACUGGCAUUUAAAGUUCUUCAUGACAAGCAGCGAGGACCACUGGUGUUUAUGCGCAUUUACUCAGGCAUGAUAAAACCCCAAUUGGCCAUCUAUAAUAUUAAUGGAAACUGCACGGAGAGAAUAAGUCGUCUUCUUUUGCCAUUUGCUGACCAACAUAUAGAAAUCCCUUCACUGACUGCUGGUAACAUUGCUUUGACUGUUGGCCUUAAACACACCGCCACAGGAGACACCAUUGCCUCAUCCAAGUCCAGUGCAUUAGCUGCAGCUCGUCGAGCCGAAACAGAAGGAGGAAAAAAACAUAGACGGAACAAUGAAGCCGAAAGACUUCUUCUGGCUGGAGUGGAGAUUCCAGAACCUGUUUUCUUCUGUACCAUAGAACCCCCUUCGGUGGCUAAGCAGCCAGAUUUGGAUUAUGCAUUGAAAUGCCUUCAACGUGAAGAUCCCAGUUUGAAAGUGAAGCUAGAUGCUGAUUCUGGACAGACUGUCUUAUGUGGUAUGGGGGAGUUACAUAUUGAGAUUAUUCGUGACCGAAUCAAGAGAGAAUAUGGAUUGGAAACCUAUCUAGGGCCUCUCCAGGUGGCAUACCGAGAGACUAUUCUAAAUGCAGUUCGUGCCACAGAUACCUUAGAUAGAACAUUAGGAGACAAACGGCAUCUUGUGACUGUAGAACUGGAAGUAAAACCAGUUGAAACAGCCUCUGUUAUGCCAGUUAUCGAGUAUGCUGGAAGUGUUAGUGAAGACCUUCCGACGGCUUCCCAAGAGGCCAUUGAAAAUGGGAUUCACAGUGCAUGCCUCCAAGGACCAUUGCUUGGAUCCCCAGUCCAAGAUGUGGCAGUUGCUGUACAUUCACUGAUAAUUCAUCCUGGUACCUCCACAACUAUGAUUUCUGCCUGUGUCUCCAGAUGCAUACAAAAGGCUCUGAAGAAGGCUGAUAAGCAAGUUUUAGAGCCCCUGAUGAAGCUCGAGGUUACAGUCACUAGAGAUUACCUCAGCCUUGUCCUGGCAGAUCUGGCACAAAGAAGAGGGACCAUUCAGGAAAUCCAGACUCGUCAGGAAAACAAAAUUAUUACUGGAUUUGUUCCCCUAGCAGAAAUUAUGGGUUAUUCAACUGUGCUUCGAACGCUAACAUCAGGCUCAGCUACUUUUGCCUUAGAACUAUCUAAUUAUGAAGCCAUGAAUCCUCAAGACCAAACUGUACUGCUCGGCCGGCGAAGAGGCUUGACCCAAGUACUUUGAGACUCCGGAGCCCCUAUCAACUGCAGUUUCAAAAACAAAGUUAACCAUCCUGGACUUGGUAAUGUCCUAACUUUCAAAAUGCCGUACCUGACCAUUCUGCAGCGGUGAACUGUCAGUCUGUUGUAGGCAUCCCCUACACUUGUGAUGUCUUCUGGACUCCAGAGUCUUUCACCAACGGCACUUGCCCGAGGCCUGUAAGUUAAAUCACAUGUCCCCCAAAGCAGUUUAAAUUUAUGUGUUCUGAAAUUUCUAGUACUUCCCUACUUGGAUGGAGAAGGAAAAAUAAGGCACUUUAAUUCAAAUUUAUCACUUAAAAUUCCUUACCAUAAUCUUGGAGUAAGGUUAGUUGCAUCCACAAAUUCUCCCCACAGACAAGCUUCUCCACCAAUGACAAGUUUUUUCUGUUCUUGAGAACCUACAUUAAAAUCAUUGAAUGGCUGUAAAUGAAGUAGUUGCAGCUCCCACCUCUGACAGAGGCAAUUACUGGUCCCCUGGUCAGUUCAUGGUUUUGGCACAAAAAGAGGUAGCAAACUUAAUUCCCACAAUGCUUGUUAGCAUAUUUCUACAAAUUGGUAUCUUUAAUACUAGCACAUCGCUUUAUUUUGGUUUUGUGCAAGCUGCUUUGGGUUCAAGAACCAUUAUUCCCUUGGUUGCCUAAGAAGAGUGUGCCAGGAAUUCAAGUUGGAAUCCUAAUAAGUACUGCUCACUCCUGCCUUCAAUAUCUACCUCAUGGUACUAAAAAAGACUACCCAAUUGAUAUUACAUUAUGUCAAUUCCUAACAGACUUACAUACUGAUUUGAAACAUUUUUUUUUUUAACACUACCAUUCUUUUUCUUUAAGGAAAUUUUAAAAACUGGACAAAGUAGAAGUGUUCUUAGGAAGGGGGUGGUAGGACGAAUAGAGGGGUGGAGCUUUAGGCUCUCAGACCCCCUUCCUUAAGUAUACCUAAGACUACACAGCCUGAAAUACAGGGAACUAGACUACAGCCUUCCUUAAGUGUCUUAACAACUGGAAAGGCCAGUCAGUCAAAAGCAGAGAUACAAGGUUAAUGCGGACAAGCGUCUUUAAAAUGUAAGGUAACAAUGCUCGGCAGUGGAAACGGAGAUAAAGGAACCUACUUUUGAAGUUCUUUUAUUCAGGCAAGGAUAUGGUUUCUUUCACAAAUUUUAAGAUGUAUUGGGGGCCUUUUUUUUUUUUUCCAAGUAAACAAUAUCAGGACCAAACAUAAAAGAGCAGAUAGUGAGUAGGUAAUAUCUGGAUGAAAAUUUCCCAGUGGAAGAUUAAGGGAAGAAAACUAACAACCCAAGGUAAUGAUAAGUGCUUCACUCACCAUCAAAAUGAAGAGGGUCCACUUUAUAGUAAUUUCUCCAAUCUUGUCCAUAACUAAUCCAAUCUAAGUACCAAGGAGCAGAAAGGAUCACAGGGAAGCCAGCUGCUGUGACUUCACGUAGUUCCUCACUAUAUACUUGAUUUUUCCACACUUGAACAAUUGUACCUGGCAGAAGCUAUUAAAGUUAUAAGCAAUAUGUAUUGAUCAGGUCCAACAAUUACAGAUGAAAUUAAAAGUCCCAGCCCAUGUUGCUAGGAAAAUAACUUCCUAAGCUUCUGGAAAAACAUAAUACCAAACGUUACUGGCUAUAGGGCCUUAAAUUUAGAAGUUUCAUCAGUCUUGGGGCACCUGGGUGGCUCAGUUGGUUAAGCGUCCAACUCUUGGUUUUGGCUCAGGUCAUUAUUUCAUGGCUUCAUGAGUUCAAGCCCCAAGUCGGGCUCUGUGCUGUGUGUAGCCAGCUUAGGAUUCUCUCUCUGCCCUUCCCCUGUUCUUGUUCU
Messenger RNA from Neofelis nebulosa (Clouded leopard), 4389 nucleotides. It is a transcript of the gene GFM2, whose product is annotated as GTP dependent ribosome recycling factor mitochondrial 2. Gene Ontology annotation, molecular function: GTP binding; GTPase activity; translation elongation factor activity. Gene Ontology annotation, biological process: ribosome disassembly; mitochondrial translation. Lineage: Eukaryota; Metazoa; Chordata; Mammalia; Carnivora; Felidae. The coding region runs from base 219 to 2561 and encodes 780 amino acids. Gene Ontology annotation, cellular component: mitochondrion. The transcript is spliced from 22 exons. The record is from RefSeq and is a predicted model, not a curated record.